This is a messenger RNA of Dunckerocampus dactyliophorus (ringed pipefish), 8463 nucleotides long. Its product is annotated as gastrula zinc finger protein XlCGF57.1-like. Gene Ontology annotation, cellular component: nucleus. The coding region runs from base 414 to 1817 and encodes 467 amino acids. The record is from RefSeq and is a predicted model, not a curated record. Gene Ontology annotation, biological process: regulation of transcription by RNA polymerase II. Gene Ontology annotation, molecular function: RNA polymerase II cis-regulatory region sequence-specific DNA binding; DNA-binding transcription activator activity, RNA polymerase II-specific. The transcript has 2 exons. NCBI's taxonomy places the organism in Eukaryota, Metazoa, Chordata, Actinopteri, Syngnathiformes, Syngnathidae.
ACGUUAGCAGUGCAGUCGAUGAGCUGAGAGCGCAGAGCAAACUGCCGAGAGGAAAAGUGAAACGAAAAGUGAUUAACGGAUCCCUUAAACGAUACUUACCUGGUCGAUGAUCCCCUAGGAUCACCUCUUUGUUAGCAAGAAUUGAGUUUUGCUGAUUGGUCAUCAAGAGGAGCUCCACUUUGGAGCAGGCGGAGCUACAGACAAUUAAAGAAGAGGAGGAGCCACAACCCACCCACAUUAAAGAGGAAGAGGAGGAGGAAGAACUCCUGAUUACUCAAGGGAGAGAACCUCUCCUAGGACCAGUGGAGGCUGAUCUCACCAGGUUGCCACUGAAUGGUGUCUCUGUGGUGACGGAAGACCCUGAAGACAAACCAACUAAGUCCUCACAACUUCAUCAUAGUCCGAGUGAGGAGAUGAGAGAGGCAGAGCCACAGGUCCUCCUCCUUAAUGUGGGUGACAUGAAAGAGGAAGAAGCAGAGCCACAGCCCCCCUAUGUUAAAGAGGAAGAGGAGGUGCCACAGCCCACCCACAUUAAAGAGGAAGAGGCGGAGCCACAGCCCCUCUAUGUUAAAGAGGAAGAAUUCUCAAUCACUCAGGAGGGUGAGCAUCUUCUCGGGCCAGAGGAGGCUGAUCUCAUCAGGUUGCCACUGACUGGUGUCUCUGUGAAGACAGACGAUCAUGAAGACAAACCACCUGAGUCGCCACAGCUUCAUCAUAGUCCAAGUGAGGAGAUGAGAGCGGCGGAGCCUUCAUGCAGCAGCUCACUGCAACACAUGACAAGAGAAGCUGAUGGAGACCACUGUGGAGGAUCACAAGCAGACAACCUGAUAGCUCCACUGUCAGAUAGUGACGACAUAACGUCACACUCUUCUGAAGAAGACAGAGACUACAAUCAAGAAUUGCUGAGCAGCGAUACAGACUGUGAAGGUGAUAUGACGACUCACACUGACAACAAACACUCUGAAAGCUCUAAAAAGACCAGUAAACGUUUUAACUGCUCAGUUUGUGAUAAAAGAUUUUCUGGUAAGAGUCAUUUGAUUCGACACAUGAGAACGCACACAGGAGAAAAACCGUUUAAUUGUUCAGACUAUGGUAAAAGCGUCACUGGAAAGACAAGCAUGCAGUCACACAUGAGAACGCACACAGGAGAAAAACCUUUUAGUUGCUCAGACUGUGGUCAACGCUUCACUCUAAAGACAAACAUGCAAAGACACAUAAGAAGGCACCUAGGAGAAAAACCGUUUAAUUGUUCAGACUGUGGUAAAUGCUUCACUGGAAAGACAAACAUGCAAAGACAUAUGAGAACGCACACAGAAGAAAGACCUUUUACCUGCUCAGACUGUGGUAAAUGCUUUGCUCAAAAGUCACACAUGCAAUCACACAUGAGAACGCACAUAGGAGAAAAACCUUUUAGUUGCUCAGACUGUGGUAGACGCUUCACUCAAAAGACAAACGUGCAAAGACAUAUGAGAACACACACAGAAGAAAAACCUUUUAGUUGCUUAGACUGUGGGAAACGCUUCUCUCGAAAGUCGGAAAUGCAUAUACACAUGAGAACACACACAGGAGAAAAACCUUUUAUUUGCUUAGGCUGCGGUAAAGGCUUCACUCAGAAGUCAGCGAUGCAAUCACACAUGAGAACACACACAGGUGAAAAACCUUUUACUUGCUCAGACUGUGGUAAAUGCUUUACUCGAAAGUCAGGCGUGAACUCACACAUGAGAACGCACACAAGAGAAAAACCUUUUACUUGCUCAAAUUGUGGUGACACAUUUUCUUGGAAGUACACUUUGAAAAGACACAUGCAGAAUCACUGAUCCUCUACUGUUUGACUCACCUGACUUCCAUGCAGUCACAGUGUUGCCACUGUGUUGUAAUAUUCUUUGUACGUGUCUUUGUUCAAUAAAUAUAUCUUGUUUUUAUUCAUAUGCAAAAGAAAGACAUGAUGACUGCUGUGACUGUUUCAUUUAUAGUUAAAGGUGUUUCACUAAAGGCUGUAACUGAUGAAGUUUGAUUACUUCCAGAUUUGGUGUUUAGAGUAGUGAUUUGAGUCCUUUUACUGACUUAAGUUCUUAUGAUUCACUCAUUGUGGUGCAUUUUAGUCUCAUUAUCAUGAUAAAGAAGUUAAAGGCAAGUUGGCCUAAAAUGAUUAAAUUUUAUUAAACAAUGCAAUUUAAAAAGUCCAAUAUCUGCAUCAAUAUCAGCGAUACUGGCUCUGUACUGACUGGAUAUUGAAUGGAUUGUCUGAUGUUGUAUUUUCUUCUGGACAUUGACUGGAACACCUAAUCAAGUAUUGUUUUCCAAUGCAUCACGAUAACACAUUUUGCUGGAGGAUAAUCGUCCUGCGCGUUAUUGCCGAUUUAAAAAUAAUUUUGUCAACAUUAUUUUAAGACCGUUUUUCAUGAAUGCAGUGAUGAUUUUUGGUCUAAUAAUGUGAUGGUGGGGCAGUAUGGCAGUCAGACCUGGCAGGCCCAAAUGUAUUGUGAGGGUCUGCUGGGAACGACUGGCAGAGUCCCCUGUUCACGGCUGUCCCCUGUCAGAAGGAGUUUCAACUCCCACCUGCGGGAGAGCUUCGACCAUGUUCCGAGGGAGGUGGCAGACAUUGAUUCUGAAUGGGUCAUGUUCCGUGCUUCCAUUGUCGAGGCAUCUGAUUGGAGCUGUGGCCGUAAGGUGGUCGGUGCCUGUCUUGGCGUAAUCCCAGAACCCGUUGGUGGACACCAGUGGUGAGAGAUGCUGUCAAGCUGAAGAAGUAGUCCUAUCGUGCCUUUUUUGGCUAAUGGACUCCGGAAGCAGCUGACAGGUAUCGGCAGCCCAAGUGGUCUGCGGCUCUGGCAGUGGCUGAGGAAAAAACUGGGACAUGGGAGAAGUUUGGAAAAGCCAUGGAGAACGACCACAAUCCGGCGUCUCAGGAGGGGGAAGCAGUGCUCAGUCAACACUGUGUAUGGUGGGGAUGGAGUGCUGCUGACCCCGACUCGGGAUGUUGUGAAUCGGUGGAAAGAAUACUUCGAAGACCUCCUCAAUUCCACUUCCUAUGAGGAAGCAGAGCCUGGGGACUCCACGGUGGGCUCUCCUAUAUCUGGGGCUGAGGUUGCUGAGGUUGUCAAAAAGCUCCUCGGUGGAAGAUCCGCUUGGAGUUCCUUAGGCCCUGGAUGCUGUAGGCGUGUCUUGGUUGACACGACUCUGCAGCAUCGCAUGGACAUCGGGGGCAGUACCUCUGGAUUGGCAGACCGGGGUGGUGGUCCCCAUUUUGAAGAAGGGGGACCGGAGGGUGUGUUCCAACUAUCGUGGAAUCACACUCCUCAGCCUCCCUGGUAAGGUAUAUUCAGGGGUUCUGGAUAGGAGGAUCCACUGGAUAGUUGAAUCUUGGAUUCAAGAGGAGCAGUGUGGUUUUUGUCCUGGUAGUGGAACUGUGGACCAGCUCUACACUCUCAGCAGGGUCCUUGAGAGUGCGUGGGAGUUUGCCCAACCAGUCUACAUGUGUUUUGUGGACUUGAAGACGGCAUUCGAUCGUGUUCCUCAAGGAAUUCUGUAGGGAGUACUCUGGGAGUAUGGGGUAUGGGACCACCUAAUUCAGGCUGUUCAUUCCCUGUAUGACCGGUGUCAGAGUUUGGUUCGCAUUCCCGGCAAUAAGUCGGACCCGUUUCCAGUGAGAGUUAGACUCCGCCAGGGCUGCUCUUUGUCACCGAUUCUGUGAAUUAUUUUUAUGGACAGAAUUUCUUGGCACAGCCAGGGCGUUGAGAGGUUCCGGUUUGGUGGCUGCAGGAUUGAGUCUCUGCUUUUUGCAGAUGAUGUGGUCCUGCUAGCUUCAUCGAGCCGUGAACUUUCACUGGAUCGGUUCGGAGCCGAGUGUGAAGCGGCCGAAAUGAGAAUCAGCACCUCCAAGGUCAAGUCCAUGGUUGUCGCCCGGAAAAUGGUGGAGUGCAAUCUCCGGAUCGGGGAUGAGAUCCUUCCCCAAGUGGAGGAGUUUGGCCGGUGAGAGGGAAGUCUGGGCCUCCCUGCUUAGGCUGCUGAGAUCUCGGAUAAACGGUAGAAGAUGGAUGGAUGGAUGAAAAUCAAAGAAGAUAAUACAUAAAUAGUACAGAUGAGAUAAACACAAUAUUAUAAGUAAUAGAUAGCAGAUACAUUUUAAAAGAAUGUAUAAAUUAAGAAAAUAAUAAACGACUUCUACAAACAGAGAAAGCACAUGAAUUUUGAUCAAUGAAGUACAUUCAGUCAUAGAUGACAUCAGUCAGCUUAAUCACACAUCAAAUGGAAUAUAAACUGUGACAAAUUAUACUUCUAAAUACUGAGUGUGUACACAUAGUUCACUAUGAUGUACUUUUGUGGUUUGAAAUGAUGAGAGUGGCAUCAAGACCCCCUGACUAAGCCCGAACCAGCACACUGACUAUGGGCUUGCUAAUUAGGUGGGUCACAUGACUUUUAAUCAAUGGGAUGCAUUCAGUCAUGGAUGAAAGUAGAUGGCCAUGAUCACUGGGCUGUUUACAUUACCUCUGCCCCAUAAAGAACAUUCACAGUUUGAAUGAAAGAUACAUCGUGAGAUGCACUGGGACACAUCAUCAGUGAUGUUCCUGAGUUCAUCGGGCGUUUCGGGUCUUUCAACAUCAUACGCCCUCACUCAGGUGACCCAGCCUAGGGUUGAUCAUUCCCUGGCUUGUGUCCCAGUAGCAUGGGCCCACAGAUCGCUCCUCCUGAUCCACAGCCACCUGGAGGCUCUCUCUGCUGCCUCCAUGGUGGACUUAAUGGCUUUCCAUUUUGCAGCCCCGGUGAUGCCAAGUAGUGUGAAAAUCUUGCGCAAUGAGCGGCCAGCAAAGCCCCUGCACCCUACUUCAAUAGACUCGCAUCGUGCCUUCCACCCUGCUCUUAGGCAUUGCUCAACCAGCUCCUGGUACUUUGACCGCUUCCGCUCGUUUGCCUCCUCUAUACGAUCCUCCCAGGGAACUGUCAGUUCUAACAGAAGCACCUGCCUUGAAGAGACUGACGCUAGCACGAUGUCUGGCCUCAGGGAAGUUGCUGUAAUGUGGUCUGGGAACUUGAGCUGCUUGCCUAGGUCAACUCGGAGAUCCCAGUCCACUGCUGAGGUGAGAUAGCCAGCUGGUUUGGGCUGUGGCAGUGGUUGCUCUCCAGCCCUGACAAAGGCAAUGUUCCUCUUGCCAAGCUGUUGCUUGUGGCUGAUGUUUUUGGCCACGGCCUUGGAGAUGGUUUCAGCAACAGUCUUCAGCACCUGGUUGAGCCUUCAACGGUAACGACCCUCCCCGAGGGCUUUUGAACAGCUGCUUAGGAUGUGCUCCAGAGAGCCUUUCCUGGAGCACAGGGCACAUGCUGGAGAGUCACCCAUGCCCCAGAGAUGGAGAUUGGCUGGGCUGGGCAGGACAUCAUAAACAGCACGGACCAUGAACCCCAUGCGCUGGGGUUCUGCCUUCCAGAUCUCAGACCAGGUCACCUUCCUCUCCAGCACCCCCUCCCACUUUGUCCAUGCUCCCUGCUGCUGCAUGCCCACCAUCCUGCUGGUCCGUUCCUCCUCGACCCCUGCCGCACCUCCUUCAGGACUAGCUGUCGUUUGUCCUUUCCAUGUGCCUUCUCAUACCAAGGUUGAGGAAUCGCACCCAGCCCAGAUCGACCCAUUGCCACCGUGCCCACCAGAGCCCUGCGUCUCAGCCGGGACUCAGCCACCACCAGACCAUCUUGAGCCCUCCAUUUCCUGCCAGUUCGCACCACGAUGCCCGCUGAUGCUACUUUGGAGUCCUUGGAGUCGCGAUAGAACAAGGCCUCAUACUAGAUGGACAUGAUAAUUGGGCUGUUCACAUGAGCUUUGCUGUAUGGACGACAUUCACAGUGGGAGUGGCUGCUAAAAGGUUGAGAUUUGGGGAAUUUCAACACAGCUGUUGAUCUCACCAGAUCUCAACAAUAGGCCUUUUUAGAAGAAAUCUAACUUUAACUUUCUAACUUUUUGCAUUUGAAACUACUACAUUAAAUUACUCAGUGAGAAAUUCUCUCUACAGUGCAAAUGUUUUUUUUUCAACAUACGGUAAAACCAGUAACCCAGGCAGGUCAGAGUUCAUGACAAUGUAACAGCCAAAACACACAUGAAAACUACACUGCGUUCCAAAUUAUUAUGCAAAUGAUGUUUUUGUUUGAUUUUCCAAAGUACGUGAUGCAAAUGAUGAUCAGCAUAAUUUUCAAGUCAUUAGCUGUCAAAUUUUAUUUAAAAUGUUAUUGAACAAAACUCCUCAUGAAAACAGUAUUUAAAAAAAAAAACAAACUUAAAACGCACUGUUCCAAAUUAUUAUGCACAACAUAGUUUAAAGACGUUUUCUAGUUUGUAAAGAACUGAAAAUAGUAAUUUGUUGAAUUUACAGCAAUAUAAGGUCAUGUUUACUAAAAUAAAAAGCUAUUCCAAUCCAAUACAUCUUAACAGGUCAAGUUACAUGUUAACAUAGGACCCCUUGUUUGAUAGCAGCUUCACAAUUCUUGCAUCCAUAGAACUUGUGAGUUUGUGGAGAGUUUCUGCUUGAAUGUCUUUGCAGGAUGUCAGAACAGCCUCCCAGAGUUGCUGUUUGGAUGUGAACUGCCUUCCACCCUCAUAGAUCUUUUGCUUGAGGAUGCUCCAGAGAUUCUCAAUAGGAUUGAGGUCAGGGGAGGAGGGGGGCCACACCAUGAGUUUCUCCCCUUUUAUGGCCAUAGCAGCCAAUGAAGCAGAGUUAUUCCUUGCAGCAUGAGGUGGUGCAUUGUCGUGCAUGAAGAUGAUUUUGUUACGAAAAGCACGAUUCUUCCUUUUGUACCAUGGAAGAAAGUGGUCAGUCAGAAACUCAACAUACUUUGCAGAAGUCAUUUUCACACCUUCAGGGACCCUAAAGGGGCCGACCAGAUCUUUCCCUAUGAUUCCAGCCCAAAACAUGACUCCACCACCUCCUUGCUGAUGUCGCAGCCUUGUUGGGACAUGGUGGCCAUGCACCAACCAUCCACUACUCCAUCCAUCUGGACCAUCCAGGGUUCCACGGCACUCAUCAGUGAACAAGACUGUUUGAAAAUUGGUCUUGUAUUUCUGGGCCCACUGCAGCCGUUUCUGCUUGUGAGCAUUGUUAGGGGUGGUCGAAUAAAAGGUUUAUGCAGAACUGCAACCCUCUGGAGGAUCCGACACCUUGAUGUUCGUGGGACUUCAGCGACACCAGCAGCUUCAAAUACCUGUUUGCUGCUAUGUAAUGGCAUUUUAGCAGCUGCUCUCUUAAUCCGGCGUGUUUGUCUAGCAGAAACCUUCCUUAUUUUGCGUUUAUCUGCAUGAACCCGUGUGUCCUCUGAAUCAGCCACAAAUCUCUUAAUGGUACGAUGAUCACGCUUAAGUUUUCGUGAAAUAUCUAAGGUUUUCAUACCUUGUCCAAAGCAUUCAACUAUUUCACGCUUUUCAGCAGCAGAGAGGUCCUUUUUCUUUCCCAUAUUGCUUGAAAAUGGUGGUCUGCUUAAUAAUGUGGAACAUUCUUCAUAAGUAGUUUUUCCUUUAAUUGGGCUCACCUGGCCAACUACUUAUCACAGUAUGUAUGUAAAGUAUGUGAUUGAUUUCAGUGAUCCACAGAGCCCUGAGACACAAUACCAUCCAUGAGUUUAACGGAAAAACACAGGAUUUAAUCUUUAUGAUACUUAAAUACAAUUUGCAUAAUAAUUUGGAACGCAGUGUAUGUAAUUCAUUAAAAUGACAAGAAGAAAGUUUUAAACAUUUUUGAAACUGAUUUUAGUUGAAAUCUACAUUUUAAGGCUCAAAAUUAUUUCUGAACAAAAUAAAUCAAUAGUUUUCAUCUGUUUCAUUGUUUAAGUUUCCUUUCUUGUUUUCCUUGGUUUUGUAAAUAGUUUGAUGUUUCAGUGUAAUAUUCCCAUAAAUAAUUAGGUCUGAACCAAUGUUCCCUCUAACUUUUCAAUUGUCUGAGCAUACAAACAAACGACCAGAGCACUCCUUGAAUCUCUGUGAGCGCCAUCAGAUGUGCACACUUGUAGCGUCACACCCGUUCAAAACCUGAGAACUUGAGGUAGUCCAACUUCCAUUCUGUGGUAUUUUCUAUAUGAGUGGGUUCAAAAGGUCAGCAAGGCGUAUUUCACAUUCUCAUAAUAUUGCUAACAAAUUUCAAUCGCUUUUGCUGCGUUUACCCCCACACUUUGGAAAUCCUUUCCACCUGCACUACGAUCUACUACAGAGUUGUCAGUUUUUAAAUCUCCAUUUAAAACUCAUUUAUUCAGACUGGCUUAUGACACAUGAUGAUUAUAUGUACUUUCGUUGUGAUUCUGUGCCUGUAUCUGUUUUUUAAAAUUUUGUUUAAAUUGUUUCUAUUGUAUCUUAUUCGAUCUUAUCCUGUUCUUAUUUGCUAUAACCUGUUUUUUACUCUUGUGAAGCACCUUGGGCACCAUUGGGAUGUUGUAAGGUGCUACACAAAUAAACUUUGAUUUGAUUUGAAGGAAUGGCAGUGUAUCUGACUGGAC